AUGAGGGCGUUCCGCUUCGUCUUCCUCGGCUAUGUCGCUGCACUGGCUCUCGGCGCUCUUGUCGGCGUCGACAGGGUUGCCGACGCCGAGAGUGUGACCGACGGGUUACGGAGGAAAAAAAGCAAAGGAAAGAGAGGCCACUAUGACGUCAAUCUCGAAAUGACGCCGAUACCGCUAAAAAAAGGCAACGCAGACCCAGCUCCUUCGCCCGCGCCUUACGCCGAACCGGCUAAAUGGCCUUUCACUAGCUCUUGCGUGUAUAACGAGGUUGAGCUCUACCGUCCCGGAGUGAAAGAGUACCUGCAUGCACAGACAUAUGACCCCCUGGCUCCUAUUGCGAGCAACCAAAAGAACAACCUGCUGGCCCUCAGGGAGUUGAUGGGUUCCGAGUUCCUGACGCGAGGCGUUGCACAUGCCAAGAACGAUCUUUGCCUGAGACUCCGCGACCUUGUCGGCAGCGGGCUGCCUUGUCGCGCCCGUUCCGUUCCCGCGCUGGAUUGUGCGCAGCUGUCUCGGGCGCUCGUGGAGGCGUAUUUAGACGCUUUCGAAGGGGAACUUGCGGGUUCAGCCCCGUCGUCAGAAAACGACUGUGGAAAGGCGUAUGCACACGCCGUCGCUCUUCACGAUUUGCUGGUUAUCGAGCGUCCUCUCACUAUCGUUCACACGUCCGCCGAACCUGAAGAGUUGAGGGACAAACUGAAUGCCCUCUUCGGGGGAACUACUCGGGAAGUCCCAGCACCCUCAGCGGAGGAUCCCACAACCGAAACAGUUGACGACGGCCAACCAUCGCGAGGGUCAGCGGGCUCGUCCUCUUCAGAAACAGUCCCACAGUCGUCCCUCCUCUCGAUCGGUUCUCGGGCUGCCGUCUCCGACGUCUACGCCCAAGAAAACGCUGCUUCCGAUGGAGACUCGGCUACAGCCCCUUCGGCCUCGCAAGCGGCCGCCAGUUUGGUGGAACUCAGCAAACUGAAGAACAAACUACUCGGAAAGCCCCUCGGUCCUCCAGACACCACCGGCGUCCGGCCGUUCCCCUACGAACCUGGCCUCACUGCAACGCUGCAUGCCAGCACUGCGCGUCAUCUCUUCUUCGUCGGCGCCCGAAGCCCCAUUGUGUCCUUGCUGUAUAACCUCUUGUUCCAAGCCUGGUACCGGUGGGACGAACUGUUCACCGGCGAUGGCGCUUCUCGGCCCUUCCCGAGCAUCUCGACGCUCCUCCGAGCGGGGUCGCAGGAGCGGUUCAGCCACAUCGACGGACUCUGCGGAGUGGCUCUGAAGAAGCUGAAGCCGAAGCCCAAGACGCCCUCCACUCUGCCGACCAUCCCGAGAGAGAAAAUGUUUCGGCGAUCGCGCGUCGUGGGCAAAGCGAAGUUCUCCUGCGAUCUUCUCCACCGCACACUUGUGGCUCUCGACCUAGCCGAAUCGGCCGCCGUCACGGACUUCAACGCGCGAAUGGAGUCGCUUGACGACGAGAAGAAGAAGCGCAGCGUUCUCCUCGAGCACAGCGCCAGUGGAGCCUCGAAUUUCCGGCGGCUCUGUCUCGCCUUCCGCAAGAGCGUGGAGGGCGUCUCGGAUGUCACCAGCCUGGUGUCCUGCUCGUUCGCAGACACGGUCCUUACCCAGGCGUCGUCGACCACAGCGACGCCGAGCAGCUCUGAUGUUUCGGAAGAGGACCAAUUCGUUCUCCUGGAGACCAAGACUGGCGCCACGCCACCGGAAGAGAUGUCUGACGACGAAGACUCUCCAGAGGAGCAAGAGGCUGCGGCCCGCAGGAACUUCCAUUGGUUCAAGUUGCGAGCGGCUGCACAGCUGGGUGCCGCGAACGUCCGCGACGUGCUCAGCCUGGACUACGGCCCUUGGUGGACGCCGAUGCUUUUCGUCGACGAGCGGAGCUUGAAGGAGGUCGAAGGCAAAGCGACGAAGGUCAAGGCGACGUGCGCCAAGCUCGGCAAGAGCAAGAAGCCGGUCGCUGCCGACACCGUCUGCACGGCGACGUGGAAGAAAACUUGGUGGCAAAAGAACUGCUCGAAGAACUUGGCGCGAUUGCUCUGCAGCCCCGUCACAGACGUUCUCGGCCUCGACGGCCGGGGAACCACAUCGAAAGUCCUCAGAGCACUCGCGUCGAGCGACGCGCAAGUGAAGAAGGCGAGUCAGGCCACGAAGGGAAGGCCUUUCGCCUCCUUGGCAAGCAACCGAGCGACGCAACGAACGGUGUUCUCGAAGAACGCUUACGCUCCAGCCCUGCUCAGUGCCUUGCAAUUCUACUCGAGCUCCACGCUGUCAAACGCAGAACUCCUGGGCGGACUGGACCACCCGAGCAUUUGGGACAUUGGACUGAUCACGUCUCUCUUUGCGGGGAACGGGAAGAGACGGUGGCUCUUUAGCCGUUUCACCGGUUCUCUCAUGAGACGCCUUGGAACCCGACUCUCAGAGAAAGCGUACCAGCCGUCGAUGUUGCAGUUUUUGCAUCAGAAGCUGAGUCCGGAGACUCGUCGAAAAAUGUUCCAAGCUAUCCAAGUUUUGGUCCACCCACUGGCGAUGAAACACGUGAACCAGAUGGCCGUGCUGUACAGCGACAGCCGAGGGAAAAUCAACAGCGAAGGUGGCUUCGCCGAGGAGAUUGACAAGACUCUGAAGUCAUGGGCAACCCACGGCAUGAACGACAGACUCGUCAAAAAGAUGGAAGAGGGUGAUAACGUGACAGCGGCUGACUUCGCCGGGGUGAACAUUAUGACCAUGCCCAUUCCAACGCGCGAGACUCUGGACGCGAUGGUCGCCGAGCGCCUCGAUCGGUCCAUGCGCCGACUGCAGGAGAACCCUGAGAACGUCGAGAUGUCGCGCGCCGGUUGCGACUUCCUCAGCCACGCGUCGAACGCGAUCACCGUGAUCAACGACUCACGCUUCCUGCUGUCUCGAUUUGGAUCUGAAAACAUUAUGUUUCUGGGGAAAGUCGUGAAGCGCAGCGAAACGUCGAUGCGGUCUCAGGGGUUCUUCGCGCGGACAUGGUCAGGAAUGAAGACGACGCUGAGGAGUCUCCUGCGGCUGCCGCCGUACAUGGCCAGACACUUUGUCUUCGCGGUUGUCAAAGUCCGGGAAGACUUGGUGAGUCAAGUCGUGAAGGAAAUGGCCACGAUCUACAACCGCCACACGGCAGUCUUCAAGAACGAAAUUGCGUUCCGCAAAGCCGUCAGCGAGCUCAGCAUCACCUACGAAAAUCUCCUGCAAAAGAAGAUCCGAGAACCGUUCGCGGUCCCCGUGCACUCGCUCCUGGACAUGAUUCACCCGUACUACGCGCAGAUGGACGGCAAGACGCGCAACGAGGAGUUCCAGGCGUCGGCGCUGUCCCAGAUUUUCGCUCAGGCGUGGUCGCUGUUUUUCUCGGUGUCGAUGAACAACUACAUUAACCCGGAGGCGACGGCGAAACUGGAGGCCGAGUAUUCGAAGGAUGCCUGGAAGAAAUCCCUCACGGAUAACCUGGCUGUCAACUCGUUCCGAACCGUCUUCCUGGGCAGUGACAUGCCGCUGAAACUCUACGACCAGCUGAUCCCCAGAGAUCAGAAACAGAUGCUGAAGCGAGCGAAAUACGGCGUGGCUACCAUGUUCGCCUACCAAACCGUCAUGACGGGGCGUCUCUACUCGGCGCAGAGCCUGCCUAAUCUCGGCAUGUUCCUCAAGGCUCAAGGCCCCUACUUUGGACACAUGAUUGUCCGCUGGCAGAGAUCGCGCCGGGAUCAGCGCAUUGUGGAAAUCCUUUCCUGGAUCACCCUCGCCCUCUUCUGCUUCGCUGCUGUCGGCGUGGCCAUGCAACAAACCACUCAAGUGGUCGAGCAAGUCGCGCAAAACCAGAGCAGUCUAGCGCCGGAGCUCACCGGCUGUCCCCCGAUGGGAAUCUGCGUCGACGGGUCUAUCGGGGAUCCUGUCGCCUCGCCCCCCGCCGCUGCAACCAGUGCGGUGUUCCAGAGUCUCGCGCUCGUUGGAAUCGGCAUGCUGCUCGGCCCAGCGUUCGCAAUCUGGCAGAUUGCCGUGUCCCACAUCAAGAUUCUUGCGCGAUUUGAAAUGGUUGUCGCGAAUGCGUUCCGGCGCAUGGGGCGGUGGUUCCACAAGAAGUGGAGAGGCCGCUGGUUCUCCAAGAAGCAAAACGAGGCAAUUCAGAAGGAAAUGGAGAGGCAAACCGGCAAGCUCAAGGCCGAGCAAGCAAAGUUGGCGAGUCAAAAAUCCCCCGAUCUCAUCGAUCAGAGUGUCUCUUCUACCGCACCUGGUCUGGACUUUGGUGCC
Neospora caninum is the source of this 4272-nucleotide messenger RNA. RefSeq lists its product as uncharacterized. The transcript has 16 exons. The record is from RefSeq and is a predicted model, not a curated record. Gene Ontology annotation, biological process: adhesion of symbiont to microvasculature. The annotation marks the transcript as partial. Lineage: Eukaryota; Apicomplexa; Conoidasida; Eucoccidiorida; Sarcocystidae.